Anopheles cruzii is the source of this 916-nucleotide messenger RNA. RefSeq names its product ankyrin repeat domain-containing protein 39. Lineage: Eukaryota; Metazoa; Arthropoda; Insecta; Diptera; Culicidae. Gene Ontology annotation, molecular function: protein binding. The record is from RefSeq and is a predicted model, not a curated record. The transcript is spliced from 3 exons. The coding region runs from base 133 to 681 and encodes 182 amino acids.
CCUCAUAACAAGUUGAAGCCGAGCACUUUUGGAGCUUUGAUUUGUGUCGUUUUGCCUGUUUUGCCUGCCGCUGCUCCUUGCUUGGAUGUUUAUUUGCCGGAGUCUAUUAGAAACUGUGCGUUUGUCCGGACAAUGGCUCACGGUUGCCAUGGACACCAGUGUCCGCCGAAGAGUGGAGCCGUAGCCAUUCAAUCCCUCGACGAACUAGACUUUGACCGUGGAAUAUGGAGUGCCGCGAUGAACAACGAGAUCGAUCGGCUGCGUACGCUAGUGACCAAAGGACAUCUGCAGGAUCGUGAUAGUUGCGGUUACACCGCUCUCCACUAUGCCGCUCGUAGUGGCCACCUGGAGGCGUGCCGAUUGCUUCUGUCCGCCGGCCUUGGAGUGGACGAGGUGACGAACGGAGGCGUGACCGCGCUUCAUAGAGCCGCAAUGAUGGGGCAUGUUGAAAUCGUUGUUGAAUUGUUGAAAAGUGGGGCCGAUCCGCGGCGACGGGACAACGAUGGACGCACGGCACUACAUCGUGCGGCCGAAGGAGGUCACCUGAGCUGCUGCCAGCGGUUGGUCAGCCACAGUGCCACUCUGUUGAGGAUCGAGGACGAGCGACACCAGAAACCGAUCGAUCUUGUGCCCGAUCAUCGUACCAACAGCGACGAGCUGCGUCAUGUUUUAGCUUUGUAGCUUUGUGUUUCUUCGUUGAUACAGCGCACAACACAAAAAGUUAUGCAACAUUCAUUGUUUGCUUGUUUUCGUUGCCAAAAGGACCCCAAACAGCUUUUUGGAGGUCGUCUGAGUCCCGGUGCAGAAGGCACCAUUUCUCUGCGUGUCGCACAAAGUCUUUGUAGGCUUAAGAGUGUCCAAAAUUAGAAUACUACUAGUGAAUUGACAUGUAUAAAAUGAAACAUUAAUAAAACUA